GUCUUUGGUCAUGGAUUCUUCAUUUUGUAUUGACCAAAUGUGCCUGGAUUUGGAGUUGGACUCGAUCAUCCUUAUGGGUUCAAGCCUUCCUGUUUGAGAAGUUCUAGGAUUCCUUUACUGGAUCAGCAGAGCACCACUGCCUCCUCUCAUUUCUGUCUUCUUUGUCCAGACACAGUACGAGCAACAGCUGAAGCAAGGAUGCAGGAGGGACCCCAAAACAUUUCUCAGGUUAGAUUUGUAGGGAGUCGGGGGUUUUUUCCCAGAGCAAACAACACAGAUAAAAUUACUUUCUUCCCUUGACCCCGUGGAUCAGGCUACACAGAUGCAUUCCAAUGGGAUUAAUGGCCCUAGGGCUGGACAUUCUCACUGUGUGUUUCUGACUGUGCUGGCCUGCCUGGAAUAUGAAGGCAGAAAUUUCCAUUCAUCAUGCAGGUGGCAAAUGAUGCCUGAAGGAUAGUUCUUAAUCGAGAUAUAUGAAGAGUGUUUGGAGUUGUGGUUGUUCCGUAUUUUUUCAGCGUUUAGGAAGGAUUCGGGUGCUGGGCCAUGGUGGGUUUGAAUCCCUGAAGAAAAGAUUGCCCUGGGUUGUUUGUGCUUAGUGAAGUCUGUUUGCACUAAUUUCCAAGUUCCUAGGGAUUUGGCCAGUGUUUCAGAGGGCUGUGAAUUCUCUCCCUGGAGAGGAUGGGGCAUGAACAAUGUGGUUUCCUUGCAGAAGGUGAGUUGAAAGAGCGCUCUGUCAGCCUGGCAUAGGUUUGAAGUGAGCAGGAAGUUUGUUCCUUGAGUGGAGAUAUGAGAGACGACAGCAGAGAGGAACAGGAACUGUUCCCUACGACAUGUUUGUGCUUCAUGGAGAGUGUGAUGUAAUCAUGUAGAACAAUACAUUGAUUAAUGCGACAAAGAAGAUUCAAAGAGACAAGACGAGAGGAGAGUGUGUGCGCGUUAUGACAGUGAAGAGAAGAAAUAAUUCCAGGAAGGAUUCCAGAAAGGAAGGAUGAGUUUGCUGGUAUGCCAUAUAUGUUCUCACUGUAGAAGAAAGGGAGGCAAGCAAGAAAGGAGCACAUAAGAGGAGUGAGAGAAGGGAAAGAUAGAAGAUGCUAUGAAGGAGGUAAUUAAGAAUGGAAGAUGCCAAGGAGGAGGAAAAAAAAAACCAGGAAAACGUUACGCAACGAUCUUACCUGUAUUCGGUGGAUGAAGCUGGUUCUCAAGAGCCUCCUUCUGGAUUAGAAUAUACUGUGUUCCAUCACUAAUUCCAGGUAAGUCGAGUUCGUGGAUCCGGCUUGUUUGUUCUGCUGUCUGGCUCCGGAGGCUUCUGUCGAGUUACCAGAAGGCAUAAAGCUGAGGGGAAAACAGAAAAAAAUAAGCAGACAGUAUAAUAAAAUGAAAAACGAGCGCAGUUGGAAGAGAGAAAGCAACAGACGUGGCCAUGCCGGAGCGGAAGCAGAGGCGAUGUGGCGGAGCGUGCGAGCAGUGUAGGGCGGCGGAGCAGCGCACGGUGUCGCUGCAGGCUCAGGAACGGCGUGUGGGCGGCUCCGCCCCGGUGCGGCGGAGAGCCCGGCUGUGAGCGCGGGGGGGCGGCGCGGGCCGGGCAGCAGAGCCGCUGCUGAGCUCCGGGCGGCGGCGGGGAGCCGUGCGGGGCCCGGGCCGGGGCCGGCAGGCACAGGCAGAGCGGCAGAGGCGAGAGCGGCGGCGGCAGGGAUGGAGGAGCGCUGCUGUGCCGCGCUGCUGCGGCUGCUGGUGCUGCAGGCGGCCUGGGCGCUGGCGGGCGGGCAGGUGCGCUACUCGGUGCCGGAGGAAGCCAAGGCCGGCACGGUGGUGGGCCGUCUGGCGCAGGACCUGGGCCUGGAGGCGGGCGAGGCGGAGGCGCGGCGGCUGCGGCUGGUGGCGCAGGGCCGGCGGGCGAGCGUGGAGGUGAGCGGGGCGAGCGGCGCGCUGCUGGUGAGCUCGCGGCUCGACCGCGAGGAGCUGUGCGGCAAGAGCGCGCCGUGCGCGCUGCGCCUGGAGGUGCUGCUGGAGCGGCCGCUGCGCGUCUUCCAUGUGCAGCUCGAGGUCACCGACAUCAACGACAAUGCCCCCGUCUUCCCCGCCGCCCGAAAAAACCUCAGCAUCGCGGAAUUCACCACCCUGCCGGGGUCUCGUUUCCCGCUGGAGGGCGCGUCGGAUGCGGAUAUCGGAGCGAACGCGCAGCUCUCCUACACACUCAGCGCAAGCGAACAUUUUAGAAUCGAGGAAGAAAACAGUAAUUCUCGCAGUAAGUCCCUGUUUCUGGUACUCACGAAAUCACUGGACCGCGAGGCGAUUCCUGUGCACCAGUUGGUGCUGACAGCGACUGACGGGGGCCGGCCGUCUCUGACAGGCACCAUGGAGCUGGUGAUCUCGGUGCUGGAUGUAAACGACAACGCACCCCAGUUCAAUCAAUCGGUGUAUAACGUUGUUUUGCCAGAAAACGCAUUAGAGGAGACUCUUGUAUCGCGAGUGAAUGCCACGGAUGCGGACACAGGCAUAUACGGAGAAAUAAUAUAUGAAAUCGAUAGUAUUGUUCCUCCCUCGUCCUCAGAUUUAUUCAGCGUCGAUGCAAAUAGUGGAGAGAUCAGAUUGAAAGGCGCCCUGGACUUCGAGUCAGUUACUUUAUACGAACUUCAUGUUAAAGGAACAGAUAAGGGUACACCUCCGCUGUCGGGUCACUGCAAGGUGGUGCUGGAGGUGCUGGACGUGAACGACAACGCGCCGGAGGUGUGGGUGACGUCGCUGUCGGUGCCGGUGUCGGAGGACGCGUCGGUGGGGACGGUGGUGGCCCUGCUGAGCGUGUCGGACCGAGACUCGGGGGCGAACGGGCGCGUGCGCUGCUGGGUGUGGCCGGCGCUGCCGUUCGGGCUGGAGGCGACGUUCGCGGGCUCGUACUCGCUGGUGCUGCGCGAGGCGCUGGACCGGGAGCGGGUGUCGGAGUACGAGGUGGAGGUGCGUGCGGAGGACGGCGGGGCGCCGGCGCUGCGCGCCAGCCGCGGGCUGCGGCUGCCGGUGUCGGACGUGAACGACAACGCGCCCGCGUUCGCGCAGGCCGUGUACACGGUGCUGGCGCGGGAGAACAACGCGGCGGGCGCGGAGCUGGCGCGGCUGUGGGCGCGGGACCCGGACGAGGCGGGCAACGGGCGCGUCAGCUACUCGCUGUGGGAGGGCGGCGCGGGCGGCGGCGGGGCCGCGCCUUGGAGCGGCUGGCGGGCGGCGUCGAGCUACGUGGCGCUGGACGCGGAGAGCGGGCGCCUGUGGGCGCUGCAGCCCUUGGACUACGAGCAGCUGCAGGUGCUGCAGUUCGAGGUGCGCGCGGUGGACGCGGGGGAGCCGCCGCUCUGCGGCAACGCCACGGUGCAGCUCUUCGUGCUGGACGAGAACGACAACGCGCCGGCGCUGCUGCCGCCCGCGGGCUCGGCGGCGGAGGCGGGCGCCGUGGCGGCCGAGGCGGCGGCGGCGGAGGCGGGGGCGUUGUCGGGGCCAGGCUCGGGCUCGGGCACGCUGUGGGCGUGGGCGGCGUGGGGGGCGCCGGCGGGCCAGGUGCUGGCCAAGAUCCGCGCCGUGGACGCCGACUCGGGCUACAACGCGUGGCUGCGCUACGAGCUGUGGGAGCCGCGCGGCAAGGGCCCGUUCCGCGUGGGGCUCUACAGCGGCGAGGUGAGCACGGCGCGCCCGCUCGACGAGGCGGACGGCCCUCGCCACAGGCUGCUCAUCGUCGUGCGCGACCACGGCGAGCCGGCGCGCUCGGCCACGGCCACGCUCAGCGUCUCGCUGCUCGAGCCCGCCGAGGCGGCGCUGGCCGCGGCCGCGGGAUCCUCGGCGGCGGCGGCGGCGGCGGCGUCAGGCUCGCGGGCGGCGGCGGCCGUGGAGCUCGGCGCCGCUGCGGCCAGCGCGGCCACCAACGUGUGGCUGGUGGUGGCCAUCUGCGCCGUGUCCAGCCUCUUCCUGCUGGCGCUGGUGCUCUACGGGGCGUCGCGCUGGGCGCCGCGGGCGGCCGUGCUCUCGGCGCCCGGGCCCACGACGCUCGUGUGCGCCAGCGAAGUGGGCAGCUGGUCCUACUCGCAGCGCCACAGCCGCAGCCUGUGCGUGGCGGACGGCGCGCCCAAGAGCGACCUCAUGGUUUUCAGCCCCAACUUCCCUCCGCCGCCGCCCGGCCCCGCGCCCAAGGACACGCAGCCGGAGCCCUCCGCUCUCCUCGACACGGUCAGUGCCACUGCCUUGCUCAGCUUUUCCCCUCUCCUCCUCUGCCUCUUUUCUCAUCUGCUCUUUCUCUCCUGCCACCUGGGUUGUUCCUCCUUGCAGCGAGGCUCCGCCCCCGCAGUCUGAGGGCAGUGAGUUUUUAAUGGUGUUAAAGGGACAUUUCCAUCUUCAGCCUUGUCCUAUCCUGAUUUUGCAAUUUCUCUGAUGUGCAAGCAGGAAUAAGGUAUCAUGGCACCGCAGAGCACUCAUCAUCUACAGCUAAGUGUUGAUACGUGUGACAGAGUUGUAUUCUAGAAUGAAAUCACUGCCUGUUUCAGUGAGAGGUUACAGCUGUGCAGGCAACUUUCUUACUUCAUUGCAUGUAGUGUUUCAGGGUGAGCUUUGUGUAGGAAUACAAAACACGUUGUGGUGGUAACAGUCCCCCAGUCACUUUGAUUAUUUUUGAAAACUCUCCUCUUUCAUUUUCCUUGUAAGAGAUGUGACACAAUCUUUCCAUUGGUACUUCAAAAUUUUGGCUGCCUCUGGAAUCAACAGUUCUGCAUUUAGGUUGUGUCAGCAGACUCAUUAAAAAAGUAGGAAAGGCAGCAUGGGCUUUUACUGUCAUCCUUUUUCCUUGCAUCAUUUUUCCUUCUUUUACAAGAAUGUAACUGUAGGAUGUUUAUUAAAAUGGUAGUGAUAGUGUAAGGCACAGAUAUGAUCUUGAGCAGAUGGAACAGUUGCCCAGGAAAGUUGUGAUUAAUUGGGGAGACCAUGGGCCAUGCCUUAAGUCAAAAAUGAGUGGUGAUACGGUUUUCUUGGGAACACAUUAACGAAGGAUAUUUAUGGUGAAUGAGCAAUACCUAGAGAAAUCUGUGAGGCAGGAGGCACAUGCUGUGCUUCUUUCUGGGAUCCCUUGCAAGGCUCUGAGGUUCUGGAGUUGGAGGCUUUUUGGACCUUGAGAUGCUGUGUGGUGUUGGUGGCCACAAAGUCCUUUGGGGUGGUGAAGAUACCCUUCUAGAGGAAGUAAUUUGUGCUGAUAGAUCAUUACUGUUCAAACUGUGUUGGUAAGAGGAAACACCACGCUGACUAUUUGAUGUAGUAAUUUGUAGUAGUUUGAUGAAGCAUUUCACUCUUAUUUUGAGAAAGCCAUAUUGGGAGGGUAGGACUUCAGCUUGCUGGAGUUCCUGUAUAGGCAUUCACGUCUAUAACAGCUUCCUCAUCUCUUGGUUUUGAGAUGGUGGCUCCUUUCCUCUUUGUCAAGUGGGAUUUACAGGAGGAUGUGAUGAGGAGGAGGAGGGUAUAAUCUGUGUGUGCCACAUUUCUCUGAACUGAGCACUUGCAGUAUCAGCCUCAGGAGAAAUGGGAUAUCCCAUUGUCAUCUUCAACCUUGAUACCUGCACAGCCACUGAAACCUUCCAGAGCAGCCCUACUCUGAUAUUAUCAUAAAAAUUCUCCCCCACGAUUCAUAAUGUGACUGUGCUUGUGCUUCAGCAUUUGGUGUGGUUCUCUCAAAGCAAAAUUAGUCUUGAUCAGGAUCAGAGCUGUCACUCUGAUCACAGAGUUUUAAACAUCUCUCAUGUGUAAUUCUGAGGUAAGAACACAUUAGUUGACAUUUGAGAUUGCUGGAAAAGCAUAGAACGUUUAAGGUGAAUUUUAGGGAGCCUGACAGAAAUUCUGUGGUUUUGCAUCCCUUCAUAAGUUAUUUACACAAAUUGUGAGGGAAGGUGUGGAUGAGCAAAGGCCUGGAUUGUGCUCAGAGUGGGUUUUAUUGCUGGGCCAAGCUGUUUUGUUGGGGCAGUUUGGCUGCUGCAGCUGCAAUCCUCUGAGUGGCAUGGAGUAUUGCUUGGGCCCUCUGUCAUGGGGAGGGUGACUUUGAGUGGAGAAGUUUCUUUUCUGAGGAAAUGGAGAUGCUGUGUAGCAUAAGCGCUGUCAUUGGAGAAGAAAGCUCCAGCUACUCAGCUGGAGAUUCAUUUCCCAGAGCUUGGGAUAGAGGAUUCCACUGGAAAGCCUUGUGAAGUCACCAGUCUCUUGAGGCUGUUUGCCUGGGAUUCUCUCAGAUCCCUCUGAUGUCCUGUGUGUCCUUGGUAUUGUCCAUGCUCUUCCCACCCAAUGUGAGGUCAUCUACCAUACACAAUUCAGAGCACUUCCUUUUGAAAGUACAAUGUUGGUGUAACAGGAGCAUUUCCAAGUAUCAGUCUUGCUUGCUUAGCCUUUUGUGAAGCUGGCCUUGUCUACAUCUCUGCUUUUGUCUUGGUAGGGAGUGGGAAAAGUUCUGUCCAUAAUCAAGAAGUUGCCAGACCUGACAUUUUGAUAUGGUGGAAUGGGAUCUAGCAACUUUCUUCUCUCCUUUUACCAGAAACUUCCAUCUUUUAAUAUUUUUUCAUUCAUUUGCAUUGGCAAUAUCGAGAUAACUGUGGAUGAAAUGCAGAUUGCUGAAUUUUGGCAGCUGCCAGGUAGCAGAGUUUCCAGCUGUUGACCGUCAGUAUGAGGGAUGGAUUUUCCACUCUUCUCUACUUCCUGGUUGACAUUUGGAGAAUGUCCUUAGAUUUGCAAUGUGUCUCCUACCUCACAUAUAAUAAAAGUGCAUGAAGAAACAUUGUGAUGUUCAAUGAUUUAGAGGCUUUUGCAGUAUGUGGGUCAUUUUCCCCUAUUCACCUUCUCCAGAAUUCUCUGAUAGCAUCAAAAGAAAAUGUGCUUCAGAAACAAUUCCGUCCCUUGAAAGUAAAUAUUUUCUGAAGAAGGAGCCAGGGAUGCUUGAGGUAAGUUGUUGUUUCCUAAAGAUGAGUCUGAAAGACAGUUGUACCAUUAUAUACUUGUCUUUGGUCAUGGAUUCUUCAUUUUGUAUUGACCAAAUGUGCCUGGAUUUGGAGUUGGACUCGAUCAUCCUUAUGGGUUCAAGCCUUCCUGUUUGAGAAGUUCUAGGAUUCCUUUACUGGAUCAGCAGAGCACCACUGCCUCCUCUCAUUUCUGUCUUCUUUGUCCAGACACAGUACAAACAAACAGCUGAAGCAAGGAUGCAGGAGGGACCCCAAAACAUUUAUCAGGUUGGAUUUGUAGGGAGUGGGGGGUUUGUUCCCAGAGCAAACAACACAGAUAAAAUUACUUUCUUCCCUUGACCCCGUGGAUCAGGCUACACAGAUGCAUUCCAAUGGGAUUAAUGGCCCUAGGGCUGGACAUUCUCACUGUGUGUUUCUGACUGUGCUGGCCUGCCUGGAAUAUGAAGGCAGAAAUUUCCAUUCAUCAUGCAGGUGGCAAAUGAUGCCUGAAGAAAAGUUCUUCAUCGAGGUAUAUGAAGAGUGUUUGGAGCUGUGGUUGUUCCGUAUUUUUUCAGCGUUUAGGAAGGAUUCGGGUGCUGGGCCAUGGUGGGUUUGAAUCCCUGAAGAAAAGAUUGCCCUGAGUUGUUUGUGCUUAGUGAAGUCUGUUUGCACUAAUGUCCAAGUUCCUAGGGAUUUGGCCAGUGUUUCAGAGGACUGUGAAUUCUCUCCCUGGAGAGGAUGGGGCAUGAACAAUGUGGUUUCCUUGCAGAAGGUGAGUUGAAAGAGCGCUCUGUCAGCCUGGCAGAGGCUUGACAUGAGCAGGAAGUUUGUUCCUUGAGUGAAGAUAUGAGAGACAACAACAGAGAGGAACAGGAACUGUUCCCGACGGCAUGUUCGUGCUUCAUGGAGAGUGUGAUGUAAUCAUGUGGAACAAUACAUUGAUUAAUGUAUAUAUAAUAAGAAGAUUCAAAGAGACAAGACGAGAGGAGAGUGUGUGCGCAUUAGGACAGUGAAGAGAAGAAAUGAUUCCAGGAAGGAUUCCAGAAAGGAAGGAUGAGUUUGCUGGCAUGCCACAUAUGUUCUCACUGUAGAAGAAAGGGAGGCAAGCAAGAAAGGAGCACAUAAGAGGAGUGAGAGAAGGGAAAGAUAGAAGAUGCUAUGAAGGAGGUAAUUAAGAAUGGAAGAUGACAAGGAGGACAAAAAUAAAA
Messenger RNA from Oenanthe melanoleuca, 8146 nucleotides. RefSeq names its product protocadherin alpha-13-like. Lineage: Eukaryota; Metazoa; Chordata; Aves; Passeriformes; Muscicapidae. Gene Ontology annotation, molecular function: calcium ion binding. Gene Ontology annotation, cellular component: plasma membrane. Gene Ontology annotation, biological process: homophilic cell-cell adhesion. The record is from RefSeq and is a predicted model, not a curated record.